This is a messenger RNA of Uranotaenia lowii, 972 nucleotides long. RefSeq names its product putative nuclease HARBI1. Bases 1 to 972 code for a protein of 323 amino acids. NCBI's taxonomy places the organism in Eukaryota, Metazoa, Arthropoda, Insecta, Diptera, Culicidae. The record is from RefSeq and is a predicted model, not a curated record. The transcript is spliced from 5 exons.
AUGUUUUUCUACGGAAGCGACAGUGACGAUGAUUGUAUGCUUGCACCACAGAGACGUCAGCUGCGGGAUAAAAGUGAUCCUCUUUCUCUGAAUAAAAAUCAGUUUCGUCAGUGUUUUAGAGUGAGUCGAGAAGCUUUCAAGAAUAUUCUUGAAACAACCGAGUUCCCGCAAACUUCCAAAUCCUCAGCUAUUCCUUCUACGUUGAAAUUGGCAGCCACUUUAAAUCUACUAGCUAGUGGAUCCUAUCAAACCAACGUGGGAGCAAGCUUUUUGCUUGGAAUGGCGCAGCCAACCGUUUCUACGAUAUUUAGCGAAUUAAUAUCUCUAUUAGAAGAAACCCUCUGUGAAAAGUGGAUCGGAUUAAAUACGCAAUCCUUCAAUGAAACAAAAAAGCACUACUUUGAUAAAUUCAAGAUACCCGGUGUCGUAGGGUGUAUCGAUGGUACCCAUAUACCCAUUUUGAGACCUACAAAGGACGAACACAUGUAUUUUAAUCGAAAAGGAUUUCACAGUAUCAACGCCAUGAUAAUAACCGACCAUAACUAUCGCAUUCUGGCCAUAAAUCCCCGUUUCGGUGGAGCUGCUCACGACUCAUUUGUGUGGGACAUGAGUGCAGAACGAGAGUUUUUCGAAGAAAACUUCCGGAAUGAAGAAUCUAGAUUAUUAGGUGAUAGUGGAUAUUGCUUAGCACCUUGGCUGUUAACACCAUACCGAAAUGCUAUCGCUAAUUAUGGUUCAGGGGAAGAAAAGUUCAACAGUAUACAUUCUACUGCCAGAUGCUCGAUAGAAAGAGGAAUUGGUGUAUUAAAAUCUCGCUGGAGGUGUCUAUCGUCUGAUCGUAAGCUUCGAUACAGUCCGAAGAAGAUCACAGCAAUUAUAAAUUUCCAGUUCCAGUAUCCAUGUCACGUACACGUCCAGUGUCCUCAGAAGCUGAAGGAAAGCCGCCCAACUCUUCUGCCAUAUAUUCAUUAA